Molecule: messenger RNA, 3889 nt
Organism: Somion occarium
Lineage: Eukaryota; Fungi; Basidiomycota; Agaricomycetes; Polyporales; Cerrenaceae
Source: the annotation of a GenBank genome assembly
AUGUCAGAAGCGCCCGGACUUUAUUGUAAGAAGUGAAACGCGUCAAGGCUGUAUUCUUCCUUUCGCCUCUCCACCAACGUCUCGCGUGCCUUUCAUCCUUGCCGUUGAUUAUCCAUUGUAAAUUGUUCUGUGGCACAAUUGACGAACCCUGUUGCCCGGAUUACUCGUAAAGUUCUUCAAGGACAAAGGAUCUAGCCGAGCGAUUGGUGAUAAGACACGCCGGCCAGGCGUGCAUCGCAGCUUUGCCCCUCCUCGAAAUUUUUGCCUUCCAACUUCCAUCAUAUACCCAUUUUCUAGCCUCUUUCCUCACGAAAAUAACGAACAAUGGAUUUGCAGACGCUAUCCAAUCUCUUUGCGACGACCUAUAACCCUGAUCCCAAUGUUCAAAAGGCUGGAGAGCUGCAAAUACGCAAGAUUGGUGGCCAGGAGGGCAUGAUUGCAGCUCUAUUGCAAAUCAUUGUCAACGACAGUGUCGACCUUGCAACUCGUCAGGCUAGCGCAGUCUACCUCAAGAACCGCGUUUACACGUCGUAUUUCAUUGAUAGUGUCACAAGAGCGGAUCAGACACCCAUUGCGACUUCAGACCGUGAUGCUCUGAAGGCAUCUCUCCUUCAUCUUAUAGCUGUUUCCCCUUCCCGCAGCAUCACAUUGCAGCUGGCAAAUACACUCAAAAAUAUCGUCGCCCGGGAUUUCCCAGAACGAUGGCCAACGUUGCUGGACGACGUCAAGAGACUUCUUGCAAGCAGUAAUAUUCGAGAGGUGGCAGCAGGAUGUGUUGCGGCGUUGGAGGUUAUCAGAGCAUUCCGUUUCCGACAACAGGCUGAUGUCCUUCCUCACCUCGUCGCGGAGCUUAUGCCCACGCUGGUUAAUAUCGCCUCGAACCUUCUGCAAACGCCGCCGGCAAAUGCAUCACAGGAAAUUCCAAUGAUGCUUCACUACAUUCUCAAGGCCUACAAAACGAGCAUCGUUCUACAGCUGAGUAAACAUCAACAAAGUCCGGAGAGCCUUGUUCCCUGGGGAAGUCUGCUAUUUCGCGUGGUCAACUUGCAGAUACCCAAGGAUGCCGUCCCGGAAGACGAAGACGAGCGCGAACGGAGCGAGUGGUGGAAAGCGAAGAAGUGGGCGUACGGUAUCCUUGGCCGCCUCUUCCAUAGGUUCGGUAACCCUUCUCAGCUGCCGAGUUCCAUGCAGGAGGAGUAUGGUGAUUUUGCGCGACAUUUCGUGGAAACGUUUGCGCCCGAAAUCUUCAAGGUGUACUUGCAGCAAAUCGAAAUGUAUGUCUCCGGUCAGGUGUGGUUGUCCAAGAAGUGCCAGUACCUGAUUUUCACGUUCUUCACUGAAUGUGUCAAGCCGAAGUCCACCUGGGCUCUGCUCAAACCGCAUUACGAGAGCUUGGUUCAGUCCUAUGUCUUCCCUCAACUCACUUUCAACGCCACUAAGGAGGAGCUCUGGAAUUCUGACCCCGCCGACUACAUCCGCAUGUCUGUCGACGAAUACGAGACCUAUGACACACCCGUCUCAGCUGCGACGACCUUCCUGCUUUCGCUCGCUGGCAGUCGUACCAAAGCUACCUUCAUGCCUAUUCUCAGCUUCAUCAACCGCGUCUUGCAAUCAAAACCUGCAGCACCCCAACGAUUUGGUGCCCUCAACAUGACAAGUGCUCUAGGACAUCUGAUCAUGCGUCAUCCGGACGUCAAGGGUAACAUGGAGCAAUUCUUAAGCCAACACGUUUUGCCCGAGUUUAGUACGCCAGAGCCGUACAUGCGUGCGAUCGCGUGUGAGGUCCUGGGCACUGUUGAGAAAUCCGGCUUGCAAUGGUCGAAUGAGCAGUCCUUGAAAGCUCACUUUGACGGAAUCGCAGCCUGUUUGAACGAUACAGAACUUCCUGUUCGUGUUCACGCUGCCCUUGCUCUUGCAGAGAUGAUCACCGUUCACGACUCUGUCAAGGCUGCUGUGGCGCCUCAAGUCAGCUCGGUUAUUCAGACGCUCUUGAAGCUUUCUGAAGAGACUGAUUUGGAUAUCCUGAACAACUGCAUGGAGACGAUGGUUGAGCAGUACCAGACCGAACUUCUUCCAGUCGCGGCAGAGCUCACUGCUCGUUUAUGCGAGACUUACACCCGUCUUGCUCGUGAAAGUGUCUCAGCGGAUGACAUCACCACGGCAACUGAUCUCGAUUCGCUUAUGACUCAAGAGGGAGAGGAUAAGACCUUCGCUGCUAUGGGUGUGUCUAAAACCAUUAGCACGAUCAUCUCUUCGGUCGAGUCUUCACCUGAGAUCCUCGCUCAAGUUCAAGAGAUUGUUAUUCCCAUCAUCGUGCUCACUCUCGAGAACAAGCUUAUUGAUCUUUAUGACAAUAUGUAUGACCUCGUUGAUGCAUUGACCUACAAGUCGCGGAGCAUCUCCCCAAGUAUGUGGCCGGUCUUCGAGCUCACUUACAAGCUCUUCAAGUCUGAGGCUGUCGAUUUCUUGGACGAGAUGUUGCCCUCCCUCGACAAUUUCAUCUCCUUUGGACCGGAUGUCUUCAAGGCCCAUCCUGAAUAUAUCAAGAUGAUCGUGGAUAUCUUCGUUACUGCUCUCACCAGCGAUCAAUUGGGUGAAAACGAUGGGGUAAACGGAUGCAAGUUGGCUGAAUCGCUGCUCUUGAACUUGCGCGGCCAUUGUGACGAUUCCCUUCAAAUCAUCAUUGAAACCGCGUGGCGCGUACAAGACAACAUUUCAACUAAAGCACUUGCACUCGCCAACCUUGAAGUUCUCAUCAAUGCUGUCCUUUACAACCCUGCGGCAGCACUUCAUAUCAUGGAGAAUAUCCAACCCGGUGCCUCACGUACAUUCUUCAACAAGUGGUUCCAAACAAUCAACAAAUCCGAUGGUUUGCCUCGCGUGCACGACAAGAAGCUGUGCAUUAUGGCGCUGUCUGCGUUGUUGGAACUGGAGCCUUCCGCCGUACCUCAGGCGGUCAAGGAGGGCUGGCCUCUUAUCGUCGGCGGUACUCUGCAUGUGUUCAAGGAAUUGCCGAAGGCUAUCGAAGCCCGCCAAAAACUCGAGCAAGACUAUAAUAACGAAUCUGACGAGGAUGACAUUAUCGAUGACUCUCUUCUUAACUUGAAUGAGGACGAGGAGGACGUAUGGGAUCAGGAUUCUGCUUAUCUCGAGAUGUUGGCUAACGAGGGUGCCCGCCUUCGCGCAAAAUCGGAUAAGCUGGCAAAUGGAGAGGAAGAGGAGGAUUCUGACGAAGAUGAUGAGUCCGAGGUCGCUGAGGAACUUGGAUACCUCAGUCCCCUGGACAACGUUGACCCCUACGUCUCUUUCAAGCACGCUUUGACCGGUAGGUUCCUUAAACCAUGCUGUUUGAGAGCUCCCGAUGAUCUUAUCCCUUCUAGCAUUCCAAAUGAAGAACCCGCAGGACUAUCAAGUCGCGACCACCUCCCUCUCAGCAGAAGACCAGACUGUUCUUAUGGAAGUGAUGCGUAUCGCCGAGCAACAUCAGCCUACUGCCCAACCUUAGAUGUGUUCUUCCAAUUCUUCAUUUCGCUUACCUGUGACUUUCCUCCAAUUGUUCCUCCGUAGUUUGUAGUUGUUCAUCGCUUUGUCUUUUGCCCUCUGUCCAACGUCUGUGUGCUCGUCGUGUGUUUCGUCUGUUCAGUUCCGUCCUCUUGUUCUAAUGUCCCGCGUUUAACACUCAUGAAUUCACCUCCACUACACCCAUUCGUCAAUCACGCUCACCAUAACCUUAUGUUUCUUUUGAUGAAAUGCUCCCUAUAGCACUUUGUAAUCGCCCCUUCGAAUUGGGAUUGUCGAGGUAUCUGCAUGUUCUGAGAUAUUUGUCGUUUGUCUAUUGUCCGUUACGUUGAUAGAUUGCCAAGUAAUAAAUGUCCCUUCUAUCAAGGUC